Molecule: messenger RNA, 785 nt
Organism: Polistes dominula (European paper wasp)
Lineage: Eukaryota; Metazoa; Arthropoda; Insecta; Hymenoptera; Vespidae
Product: vascular endothelial growth factor receptor 1
Biological process (GO): protein phosphorylation; positive regulation of kinase activity; cell surface receptor protein tyrosine kinase signaling pathway
Cellular component (GO): plasma membrane; signaling receptor complex
Molecular function (GO): transmembrane receptor protein tyrosine kinase activity; ATP binding
Source: RefSeq, a predicted model, not a curated record
UUUUUUCAUUUUCAGAACCGAAAAAACCUUCGUUUACUAAUAUGAAUUUGAAUGAUACUGAUUUGGUAAUCGAUUUCGGUAAAGAAAAUCACAAACUUAUUAUUUUGAAGUGCUAUGUAGAUGGUAUGCCUAAACCACAAGUUACAUGGUAUAAGGAUAACGUGAGAUUAAAAAACAGUGAACAAUACGAAUGUAAGAGAGAUAAUCAAGAACUUUACAUAAAAUUUGUAUUUGAAUACGACAGUGGAAAAUAUUCUUGCAGAGCUGAAAAUCGUUUAGGAAAAAUAGAAUCUUAUCAAAAUAUAUUGAUAAUGGGAAAAGAAUUACCUAAAGUGUUAAUAAUUUUAAUCGUUGUAUUGAUAAUCUUACUGAUCGGCUUGAUAUUGUACCUUACAAUUAAAGUUCGUCGUGAAAAGAAAAUGAGGAAGGAAUUAUUAGAAGCUGGUCUAAUGCAUUUCGAGGAAGGUGCUUUGGAAUUUUUAAAUCCGGAAUUGACAGUAAAUGACCAAGCAGAACUACUUCCUUACGAUAAGAAAUGGGAAUUUCCAAGAGAAAGGUUGAAACUUGGAGAACAAUUGGGUAGUGGAGAAUUCGGGGUUGUUAUAAAAGCAGAAGCUAUAGGAAUUAAUGCUGGUGAAAAUGUAACAACGGUUGCAGUUAAAAUGGUACGACGUACGACAGAUCCAAUUUAUAUUCGUGCACUAGUAAGUGAAUUAAAGAUUAUGGUGAAUUAUUGGUCAUCGUUGAGUACUGUCGAUUUGGUAAYUUACAUAAUUUCYUAUUGA